UUCUCUGUUGCCUCAGCCACUUUCGAAGCGCUUCUGCUUCUCUGAAGGGCCCGGAUAUCUCGCUGUAGUGGACUACUUUGCUGCCUUGUGAUGUGGCGGAGGCUGAGGUGUUUGUGCGGUGGAUGGGGAGAGGGUAGCGAGGGCUGGGCGGGGAUUGGAUCUGGACAGUGUAAGGCCUUGGGCUGUCUUGAUGGGCGGUGCGGUUGUAACCGUGGGAGGGGUGUUUGGUCGGGGGUGCCAGAUAGGCAUGAGUGGGAAGCUGCAGGAGUGUACCAGUUCAGUGCUGCCGCGUGCGGUAGUAAGUAGAAGAGAUGCUGCAGAGUGCUUGCAGAAGGGCAAAUGAGAAAGUGUUGAAGGUGAAGCUUCGACGAGGUGUAGUAUUAAUAUUGCAAGAAAAUGGUCUACGCGGCGUAAGG
This is a messenger RNA of Paraphaeosphaeria sporulosa, 416 nucleotides long. RefSeq lists its product as uncharacterized. The record is from RefSeq and is a predicted model, not a curated record. The coding region runs from base 91 to 306 and encodes 71 amino acids. The transcript has a single exon. Lineage: Eukaryota; Fungi; Ascomycota; Dothideomycetes; Pleosporales; Didymosphaeriaceae.